Messenger RNA from Solea solea (common sole), 2612 nucleotides. It is a transcript of the gene lmod3, whose product is annotated as leiomodin 3 (fetal). The transcript is spliced from 3 exons. Gene Ontology annotation, molecular function: tropomyosin binding. Gene Ontology annotation, cellular component: striated muscle thin filament; myofibril. NCBI's taxonomy places the organism in Eukaryota, Metazoa, Chordata, Actinopteri, Pleuronectiformes, Soleidae. Gene Ontology annotation, biological process: muscle contraction; myofibril assembly; pointed-end actin filament capping. The coding region runs from base 218 to 2254 and encodes 678 amino acids. The record is from RefSeq and is a predicted model, not a curated record.
AUGUCUUUCCCCUGCUUGUACUUUAAAUAUCUUCCAUGCAGUUGACAGGGUUUAAUUUUAGACUCCACGGGAGGCAGACGCAGAGGGUUUGUAGCUGAAGUCAAAGCCAGAGCCUCUCCAUUUUGCUCUGUCCUGAGUCCUGAGUCAUAGACCGGAACAGACAGGAACUAAUUCUUUUUGAUACAAGAACAACCAAGAAACUUGGAAGACCGCAAAUAUGUCAAACAGUAGGGACAAUGAUGACCUCAAUGAAGAAGACAUUGAUGAAGAUGAACUCCUCGCUAUGCUUUCACCGGAGGAACUUCAGGAGCUUCAGAGUGAGAUGGAUGUUAUUAUUGCUCCAGAUGAGACUGUACCAGUUGGACAGAGACAGAAGGACCAGACAGAAAAGCCUCCGACAGGGACGUUCGACCACAGAUCCCUGGUUGAUUACCUCUACUGGGAGAAGGAGUCCAAACGCAUGCUGGAGGAAGAGAGAGUGCCUGCUACUUUGCUGCCCAGUGAGAAAACUCUGUUGGAGGAAGCUGAAAGGAAAGAAAAAGAAGAAAACACAGAGGUUGUGUAUGAAGUGAUAGAGGAAGUAAUUGAGGAAGAAGUUGUAGAUGGUGCCAAUGGAGAGGAAAUAAUUGAGGAGAUCAUUGAGGAAAUUAUUGAAGAAGUUGAUGAGAGGAAUGAAGAUGAUAAACAGGUGAUUGUGGAAGAUAAUUUAGAGGUGAAGCUUCCAGUGAAUACAGAGAAGCAUGACAAUACAGAGAAGCAUGACGAUACAGAGAAACAUGACGAUACAGAGAAACAUGACGAUACAGAGAAACAUGAUGACAAUACAGAAAACGGUGUGGAUCCUCAAGAUCACAAUACAGAAACAUUAACAAAGAAAAACACGGAUACAAAUGAUGCAAAUGAUAAAGAGAGCUCAGCCUCUGAACACAGUGCAUCACAAGUUGAAGAGCAAAAAGAAACAAAAACAGACACUUUGCCUCCUAAAGAUGCUCCAGUAGCACCAGAGGAAAAUGAAACCAAUGAUAAGCUCCCACAGAAAGACGAGAGGAAAAUUAACAAAUUGAAAAUUCCUAACUUGGCCUUGAAUAAUAUUAAAAUGACAUCGAGGCCUUCAGGAAACGAGACAAACUUGGAGUCAACACUGGACAAGAUCCGCAACAACAACCCGUCUGUUACUGAGGUAAACCUCAACAACAUAGAAAACAUUCCCAAAGAGAUGCUCCUGGACUACGUCAAUGCCUUGAAGAAGAAUAAAUACGUAAAAACGUUCAGUAUAGCCAACACAGGUGUGGAUGAAAACAUCUCUUUCAAUCUGGCCAACAUGUUGCGAGAGAAUCGCAGCAUCACGACUCUAAACAUCGAGUCCAACUUCGUCACGGGUAAAGGCAUCGUAGCUAUCAUCCGCUGCCUCCAGUUCAACGAGACUCUCACAGAACUGCGAUUUCACAACCAGAGGCACAUGCUGGGUCACCACGCAGAGAUGGAGAUCUCACGUUUGCUCAAGGCCAAUAACACCCUCCUGAAGAUGGGCUACCACUUUGAGCAGCCAGGACCCAGGAUGGUGGUCACCAACAUUUUAACUAGAAAUCUCGACCGUCAGAGGCAAUCGAGGAAGGAGGAGCAAAAGCAGCAGCAACUGAAGGAGCAGAAGGAACUGAUGCAGAUGUAUGAGAACAGUCUGAACCUGCCUCCUGGUUUACUUGAGAUGCUGGGGUACUUACCUACCCUAGAACUCCUACAGGAGCAUGGGCUUGUCCCGCCCUCGUCAGCACUCGGUGCUGUGCCUCAAACACACCUCAAGACAGAGCAGAAAGAGCAGCAAAAAGUGCAGCAAAGGGAGCAGCAAAGGGAGCAGCCUCAGAAGCAGAUCAAACAGAAAAGCAUUUCCAAACAAUCCAACACUGAACCAGCAAGUCCUUUGAAGAAUGUGCAGCUCAAGAGAACACCCAAGAAACGUGACCCAUUUCUGGACCAGGACCCAAGGGACAACAGGAGGCCAGACAGGGCCAGUUUCCAACUGAAGAAGACUCCCAGAGUGAAGGAUGCAGGCAGCAGAGAGACGACAGACGAAAAACCCAACCUGACCGAAGUCAUUAAGACUUUGAAGCCCAUCCCACGUAGACGAUUGCCACCAAAGGUUGACGCCACGCCACGUGAUCAGCUUCUUGAUGAGAUCAAAAAGAGCAACGUCGCCUAUCUCAAAGCUGUGCCGCUUCCCAAAGUCCUGGAAUCAAGUGAAACGAGUCUCUUCUGAGGUUAUAGCUUUUACUGUAUGUUUUCACCAUAUUUUAUGUUCACUUUAAACAUAUUUAAUAUUAGUUGCCUUAUUCAGAAGAACUGUGUAAAUUACUAGCAUGUUAAAUUUUCUUUAAAAGUGGGCUGGCCAUGUUGUGUUGCAGUGUUUCAUGAAAUAACGUGUUUAGGAACUCAUGACAAUAAAGGAAUGCAGAAUUAAGAGUGCAUUACCGAUACAGCCUAUUUUUUUAAUUCAUGUUCAAAUGCUCUCAAAGUAACUGACUUGAUUUGUUUGAUUUUAAAUGUGAAUGAUUUACUAUGGAGCGAUUCAGUUCAUGUAAUUAACCUUUUGCUAUUAAAAACAACGUUGCUCCUUG